Messenger RNA from Scatophagus argus, 7773 nucleotides. RefSeq names its product slingshot protein phosphatase 1b (gene ssh1b). Gene Ontology annotation, molecular function: actin binding; protein tyrosine/serine/threonine phosphatase activity. Gene Ontology annotation, biological process: actin cytoskeleton organization; protein dephosphorylation; negative regulation of actin filament polymerization. Gene Ontology annotation, cellular component: cytoplasm. The coding region runs from base 1417 to 4002 and encodes 861 amino acids. The record is from RefSeq and is a predicted model, not a curated record. The transcript is spliced from 15 exons. Lineage: Eukaryota; Metazoa; Chordata; Actinopteri; Scatophagidae.
CAACAGCUAAGUGUGCAUGGAGGCUUGCUUCUGCUGCAGUCUUUAUUCUGUGCCUUUUAUCUGUCUUUCAGGAUUUUGGAAGCGAUGACGACCGGAAAAACAAUCAGAGGUAGGAUGUCUCCGUGUUCGAAGAUGUGCAGAGAUUACGCACAGAUGUUUUGUAUUUCUGACUGGGGAUGUGUUUUUGUGGUCACUGGGCCUUCUGAAUCCGGAUGUGGUGGCAACAAGGGGAAAUACCAACAGACAGUUUUGUCUCAAGCUGUAAUUUUCAGUAUCUGAUUGUAUUUGAGACGGCAGUAUUACCUCAGAGAAACAACCCACAGGUUCAUGUAAAGGCUAAACUCCCCCCAAUGUUCAGACACACUUAUUUUCAAAAGGGGGUUGAGCCUUACUCCUUUUUUAACAUAAAUAUUUGUAAAGCAUUAGGAGGGACUGCUACACAAGAUAAGAUUUUAUUGCAUGGGAAAAGCUGGAAGUUGAAAUGGAUGGCAGGCGUGAUGAACACGGUACUUUCCACUCAGUUUCGCGAUUGGAUUUUCAGUUUGUUGGUGAUUGUUUAUAUAACUUGUUAGUGCCAAAUGUUUGUUGCGCAGUGGAUUCUUAAACAGAUAUAAUGGUUCUCUAAUUGGAACAAGGGCUGAAACAACACACAGGUUUGGCAAAGACAGUACACAGUGAAACAGAGUGUCAAAGAUGCCGGCUGAAUUGAUUAUUAAAAACUAUUUUAGCAGAUGAUGAGCUGCUUAUCUUGUCCUCGGUGCUGAUGUUCUCAUACAUUAUCAGUUAAGACAGCUUAUUUUCUCUAGUGGCCCUCAGUUUCUCACUGUUGUCAGGAGAAAUAAAAAGCCUUUUAAAUGUUUCCUCUGCUCAGUUACGUAACCAAAGUUCAUAAUCGAUUGUUCCUGCUAGGUCACAAAGCUUUUCUCUCAUCAACCGACGUCACAAAAAGUCAUCAUUUGUGUCAGCGAAGCCCUGGCACACACUCCUGUCUUUGUGUUCACUGUGUGUGUGUGUGGGGAGGUCACUCACAGUUGAAACAGUCAUGUCAUGCCUCGUCUGCAGUGGAUAAAUGAGGAACAUGUCAUUGUGGCUCAGAAACUCAUCAGCAUGGUGUCUGAAUUUAAGAUUCUGCAUGUCAGACUUCAGAUUGACGCCAAGUAACAUUUCCACCGCCUACCAGUGCUUGCAUGAAUGAUGGUAUUGUGGUAGAGUGCUGCAUAGGGAGUGCUGCUGUGAAGAGGAGAUGGGGACCAGAAACUGAGAGGACAAGGAAGCAUGGGCGAGGACCUGAGGGCUGAGAUGGUGAGAAAGCUGUGGGAAAGAGAGACGACUUGCCAGACCACAACCACGAUGAGACAAGUUAAAUAUGCUGCAAGCAGAGGCUGCUGACUCCGAUCGUGGACAGGAAUAUGCAGGAUGCAUCUGGUUGUGAAACCUUCACAUAAAGCCAUGUUCACCGUGCUGCCUCACUUUGUGGAGGAAGCUGCUCUGACUCAGAGGGAGAUCUGUCGCAUCCUCAGCGAGAGCUUCUUCAUGGUCAAAGGAGCCGCCCUCUUUCUCCAACAGGGCGGCAACGCACAAGGGCCAAAGACCCCGACCCACCACAAACAUGCAGGUGAUUUACCUCAGCACCUGCAGGUCAUGUUUAAGAUCCUCCGGUCUGAAGAUCGCAUUAAGCUGGCUGUACGGUUAGAGAGCGGAUGGUCAGACCGCGUGCGCUACAUGGUCGUUAUCUACACCAACGGCCAUCAAGAUACAGAGGAAAAUAUCGUCCUGGGGAUGGACUUCACAGACAAGGACAGUAAAGAUUGCUCCAUUGGGAUGGUGCUGCCACUGUGGAGUGACACCAACAUACAUUUGGAUGGGGAUGGAGGCUUCAGUGUGAACACAGCGGGGCGGUCCCAUGUUUUCAAGCCUGUAUCUGUGCAGGCCAUGUGGUCUGCCCUGCAGGUCCUCCACAAGGCAUGCGAGGUGUCACGCCGGUUCAACUACUUCCCAGGGGGCAUUGCUCUCACAUGGAUGGCCUUCUAUGAGAGCUGCAUCACCUCAGAGCAAAGCUGCGUCAAUGAGUGGAAUGCUAUGACCGACCUGGAGACUACCCGGCCCGACUCACCCACCAUGUUCGUCGACCGACCGACCGAACGGGAGAGAACAGAGUGUCUCAUUAAAGCCAAGCUACGCAACAUCAUGACGUUUCAAGAUCUGGAGAACAUCACCUCGAAGGAGAUCCGUAACGAGCUGGAGCAGCAUAUGAGCUGUAACCUCAAAGAGUACAAAGAGUUCAUAGACAACGAGAUGCUCCUGAUCCUGGGUCAGAUGGACAAGGCUACACUUAUCUUUGAACAUGUUUACUUGGGCUCUGAGUGGAACGCUUCCAAUCUGGAAGAACUACGUGACUGUGGAGUGGGUUACAUCCUGAACGUUACCAGAGAGAUUGACAACUUCUUCCCAGGGAUGUUCUCUUAUCACAACGUCCGUGUGUACGAUGAGGAGGCAACCGACCUGCUGGCCCACUGGAACGACACAUACAACUUUAUUGUCAAAGCCAAGAAGAACAAUUCCAAGUGCCUGGUGCACUGCAAGAUGGGGGUGAGCCGGUCUGCCUCUACAGUUAUUGCCUAUGCAAUGAAGGAGUAUGGCUGGUCUCUGGAGAAAGCCUACAACUUUGUCAAGCAGAAACGGAGUAUAGCUCAGCCAAACGCUGCUUUCAUGAGGCAGCUGGCCGAAUAUGAGGGAAUCCUGGAUGCAAGUAAACAGCGUCACAACAAGCUUUGGAGACCUGAAACUGAUGAGGAGGGGUCGGACGAUUUGCAAGCCUCUGGCCACAGCACCGGUGGGGAAGAGACGCCAGUGCUCAGAGAGGAGGAGGCCUGGGGAGGCUGCGGGGCAUCUCCCUGCAGGGGUAUGGGUCUGGAGAUGGAGCCCCUUGACUCUCUUAACUAUAAUUAUUAUUUCAGACGUUUGUCAGACUCUGCGCUAGACAGUGAGCCUUCCACCCCAGUGCGGGGUCCCCCUCUGCUCGGUAUGGAGAGAGUUUUCAUUGAGAUUGAAGACGUGGAGAGAGAUGCCCUAUUGGAGGAUGAGGGUUUCCCUAUGGCACAUUUGGCCCUGCCUGGCGAGGGCACAGCAGCUCAGACAUGCGGGCGCCUUGAUCCCCUUGAGGACAUGAGACUGAGGCUCGAGUUCAGCACUUUGGAGGAAGAGGAUGAGGAGGAGGCCAAGAAAGAGGAAGCUGAGAUGGCGGCGUUGGCUCAAACACCUGGAAAUUCAGAUGGGAAGAAGGCAGUGGAGGAGGGCGAGAGGAUGGAGGAAAGCCGGUUAGGCCUAGCCAACCUGAACACCAACAACAGCAACCGCCUUGCUGCCAAACGCAGCUGCCCUGCAGCUUUUGACGACAGUGCUAGCACAGGAAACCCUUUAAAAGUGAAGCCCUCCUAUCAGUCCUGUAAAGACUGCCUGCGUCUACCACAAGGGCGCCGCUGUGACCGUCCAGCAGGAGGCCGUUCUCACCGCGUUAAUCCCUCCCGCCACUGCACUGUCCCCACCAUAUGCAUAGAUCCACCGGGGACCAAUUUUGCCUCCAUACCAAUUCUGCACUCACUGCAAGCCCCUGCAGUCGCCCCACCUAACUUGGUCCAGCCCUGUAGUCCUCUGUACCGCUGCACCACCUGCACCCCCACCUGCGUCCCAACUGUCCCACUAGCCAACCGGCAGAAACUGCUCUCCCCCAUGAGCUGUGAGGAGACGCCUCCUGACCGCAGCUCAGUGGAGACGGAGGACAUGGACGAACCACCAGGGGACGAACAAAUGUCACGGGAGGGCACAGGGGCCAUUGGUGAAGCUUUAAAAUUACAUGCCGGUGCUGCAGUGGAGCUCCAGCUGCAAAUGCCAGAACUGGGGAUAGAAUUUGGUCUGGAACUGAUGCAACAGAGGGCAGAAGGACUUGAGAAGCUGCCAAGUUUGAGCAUGGAGGGCCAGCUUCCUGUGGGGUCCCUGCCUUAAUACAGUGGUCCAAGCAUGGAUGAGAAGGAGGAGGAGGAGGCUUACCACUGCCUCUGCCGGGUACACUAUGAUGGCUGUGGGCUUUUAGAUCACUGCCGCUGCGGUGUCGUACCAGAAACGAAGUUCUGCUUUGACCUGUACAGUCAUGUCCUGGCCUCAUGGCCGCACUGUAACAAGCUGCAGCAGCCCUCUCUGCAUUAACAGACAGCAUCCUGUCAUCGUCUACUGGCAUUAAGAUCCAGAUGAGGCUGACUGUUUUGAGCAUAUGCUUAAGGCCUGAAUGCUUCGGGUAAGGACUGAACACGUUCCUGUGUGCUCCACUUGUCCCUCAGACUUGACUGAUCUCUCCUGAGCCUGCUGGCCCUGUGCUACAUACAGAAUCAUCGCUCCUUCCCACAGUUGAGUGGAGAUGAGCUUAAUGCUGCCAUUUUACCCUCAACAGGCAGGUUUGGCAUAUUUUUAAGAGAGGACAUAGUGGUGGAUUCUAAGAAAGCUGUUGCAAGCACUUUGAUAUUUAUGGAAAGAAAAAUACCUGAAGUAACAUGCUUAUGUCAGUGUACUGUAUGUUUUUCAAUCCGACUCAUCAACAGUAUCCAUGAAGGAGCUCAAUGAAAUUUUGCAGUUGAGCUCAUUUGAUUACAUUCAGUAUCUCUUCAUGUUACUGCUGGUGACUGAACCCUCACUUGUCUUCACUGAUAUUUCUCUGCUGCAGCUGCUUUUGCAUCACAAGGGGCUUUUCAUGUGAAAGUGUAAUAAUAUUUACAAAGGUUGUGAGCAUAUGCAUCGUACCUCAAACCACAAGCAUCUCGGGACUGUUUUGGUGAAAGACUGUUUGUUUUUGUUUUUUGGUUUUGUUUUUUGCUCUCUGCUCAGUGACUUUUUCACCCUGGUGUCCUCUGUUAAUGUAAUCAUGCACUUAAAGCUCUCACUUUAGCCUUUGUGCGACUUUGCAGUAUUACACAACACACCUUCAACAUGCUUAGACAGAAAACAUUUUAGGAUCACCUUUAACUUUUACUGACAAUUGGAAAAAAUACAUUCACAUUUGUCAGUUUAACUGAUAAUACAAUUCAAUCAGAUGGAAUCAGAUAAAUCGAUUGAAUUGAACCCCCGCUGAUGAAAAGAAAAGGAAACACUUAACAAAUACUCAUAAACUAAAUAUCAGUUCUUGCCGUGACCAAAGCCAUAUCAUAUUGCCAGGAGCAGUUAGUCAUUUUUAUUAUUUUAGAUGGCAAAGAACCAGUUUCCUUCGAUGUGCUGUACAUACAUUUCUUACUUCCUUAGCCAGCUUACAUCUGGGAAAGGAAGUGUUUAUCUGAGAGGCUCUCGUCAUAAACAAGGCUAACUCUGUUAACUUCUUGGUUACACAUUGAAAAACUGCAGACUACCUUUAUCUCAAUGCAAACCUUUGCAAAAGACACAUUAAUCAUGUCUAUAUUUAUCACUUCAGUACAACUCUAGUAUCCAUUCACACCACUAACAUAUACAGUCAAUGAUUCACACAUACAUAUUUCAGAUAUUUUAAUCAAAUGAAUCUGAGAACACACACACACAAAAAUAAUCAACAAUAUGUUGUGUCUUUGUGAGUGUAGUUCAUUUGAUUUGAUGAUAAUUGGACAGAUGCUGCUGUUAAAUAUGUUGACAAUUUACAGGUUUUGUGACAUAAAAUUUGAGUUAUUUUUUCUGAUUUUCAAAUUACUAAAUUAUUUUUUUUCUACUUACCGUGUGAAAUUUAGAAAGCAUAUUCUUAAUUUGCAAUUCUAGAUAUCCAUAAUCUUAAACAUCAAAUAAGUCUACCUUAUCAAGAAAAACCACAAACGUUCACCUUUCUGACUUCGACUCUUCUGCCCCUGCAAACAGUCUUUUCCUCAUUUGUUAUGUUUCCAUUUUGUUCAUGUUCAGACAGCUUGAGGCCUGUUUUGUUCAAAUUGUGCCAUUAAUCCAAAGUUGCUGUGCCACAGGGUGUCACUCUGUCUGGUUGAUGUUGUGUUCUUACUGUUUUCGGCACGCUGGGUGUGCUACUGAAUGAUGCAUGCGUGUAUGCAAGAAAAGCACAUGCAAAGCAAAGUGUUAUGAUUGUGAUCUGAGUGGUUCAGGAGAAACGAAAACUGUACAAAGAAUGAAUGCAAAUUAUUUAAUCCUCUAUAACCACAAGGUGAGUUGUUGUUUCUUCCAGUAGAAACAAACAACAACAGUGCAUCCUCUAUUCCUUCUUCUCCUCCCUUAACUGGAUCCCAGAGAGCUGCAGGUUUGCUCCACUAGUUAGAUUUAAAUAAUUUAGUUUUUCCCCUCACAUGGCGAUUUAAGCAUGAUGUAACAUAAGGCACUGAUCUGAUACUGCACACAGUUCAAUAGUCACAACUGCCAUAAAAUUAUUUAAGAAUUAUUGCAGCUAUAAGAUUCAAGAAAAGUAGUGGCAAAAGUGAAUCAAUCUAAAAACAACAACUAGUUCAUUCUUACACUUCUAACUGUGAGCACUAGAGGUGCUGUGAGUCUUCAUGCUGUGCUACGCUAACAAGCCGCUGGCUAUAGCUUUGUAUUUAAUGACACACUUGAUGUUCAUGUCAUCUAACUCUCAGCAAGAAAGCAGAUAUAUUUCCCAAAUAUUGAACUCUUCCUUCAUUGUAUUAUUAAUAAGAUUCCAAUUGAAGUUGUUCUCAGUUUGUUUGACAGGUGAGCCUGUUCAGUGUGUGAUGUUACAAGCACUAAAUCCUCGUAUUUCCCAGACCACAGCACUAUGCUUGGUUGUUAGCUUCAUUUGAAUUUGUUUUUGUAUUUAAGUGCCUUAACCUUGGCCUUAGCUCUUUCACAAAACAUCAUAGGCAUUGCAAAGUUUCUGUGAGCGUGUUGAUGGUCUGGCUUUUUUGUACAUCACUUUCCCCUCACUCCCAAUAAUAACCCAUUGUCCUUGCAAUGUAUGACUCGGCACAUAAUCUAAUGUAUGCAAACACACACGCAAGAUCAUGCACAGCAGCCUCCUCCACCCCAGUACACACAUACUUGAUGGACUUCCAUUUAUUAAUAGCCUAUAAUAAUACUGUAUUUGUUUGAUAUUGUUGAAACUUGUGGUACACUGUAUUGGUUCAAUAGCUGGCUGAAGAACCUUACUUGCUGGAAUGAGAACUAUCAUUUACAAAACAUUAGAACAGGAUUACUUCAAAGUCUUUCAAAUUGAAUAGUCUGUAUAUAUUUUCUCUACAUUUUGCUAUUGAGUACAUUAGCUUGCAGAUGUGGCCAAUAUUAAGAAAAGCACUGAUAACGCUACUGUAUAUUGAGAAGUACUCAUAAUUAAGUUCUCGUGUUUGUACCACAGCAGGAAAAAAAAAAGACUUUGGUCAUCUCUAAUUUAGGCAGAUGUCUUGAGGCUCUAAAAAAAAUGACAAUGACUGAAUUUUUUUAUUGCAUUAUUCCCAGGCAGCAGUUGUGAAAAUGACAAUCCCAUUUCAAAGCCAAGCCUUGAGGACUUUGUGAGGAAGGAUAUUAAAGUCAAAUUGGGGAUCGAGGCAUCUAUAGUGUGUAUUCAUAGAGCACAAGUCUGCCCCAUAGCAUGUGAGGUUGAAACAAAUGGAUAAAAUGCAGAACAUGAAAACCUACCUGGGAGUACAAUUGUGUUACGCAAAUGUUUUUUUGUUAACUUUUGUGUACUGUACUGUACAUUGCCGAUGUUCAUGUGUAAUGCACUUAUUUUUUUUCUUUUCUUUUUUUUUUUUACAUUUUGUUAAAAUGAUGUCGAGGCUAAUGUUUAUCAUGGAAAUAAACAGUUUCCUCUGU